Messenger RNA from Amborella trichopoda, 4000 nucleotides. RefSeq lists its product as uncharacterized. Gene Ontology annotation, biological process: protein phosphorylation. Gene Ontology annotation, molecular function: protein binding; protein kinase activity; ATP binding. The record is from RefSeq and is a predicted model, not a curated record. Lineage: Eukaryota; Viridiplantae; Streptophyta; Magnoliopsida; Amborellales; Amborellaceae.
GCAGCCAAUGGAGAGAGAAGAGAGAGAGCCACAAGCCAAGAGAGAGAGAGAGAGAGAGAGAGAAUUGGGACCAUAAUGGUAUCAUGCAUUAAAAAAUAACUCCAUGGGAACAAGCAUGGCCUUACAUCUUUUAAGAAGUAAGAGAAUGUGAUGGAGUGAGAUAGCUCUUGCAUCUUGCAGAGACUCAGAGAGAGAGAGAGAAUAUAGCUCACGGAAUAUUUAAUGAAUGCACUUAAACAGUGUUGAGAAUAAAGCAGAGAGAGAGAGAGAGAGAUGUUUUGCAUGGAGCUGAGAGGUGAGCAGAUCUUUAUUUCUUUUUUUGAAAUGUUGAGAGAUACGGAGAUUUAGUUUAAGCUUUUCUACAGAGAGAGAGAGAUAUCAUGCUGGUCAGUGUGAAAUAGCUCUGUAUUUGGUACUGAGAAGAAACCAAAGAUAAUUUAAGGAGAGAGAGAGCAACCAUGCCAAAACCCAAGUCCCAAUUUCUUCUCAUUCUCUCAAUCUCACUCUGGUUCUGGGCUUCACUUACAGUGGUAGCCACCAUUAACCCAGAAGCUGAAAUCAUAUUCUUAUGGCUGCAAUCUUCAAACUCUACCCAUUCUCUCCCUUCAUGGAAUCCCCAAAAGAGCCCAGAUCCCUGUUUAUGGGAUUACAUUUCCUGUUCUCAAAAUGGUUUCGUCUCUGAAAUCGAUCUACACUCUCUUCAGCUCGGAGCUCACUUUCCCUCUGAAUUUUUAGGCCUAAAACACCUCGCAAAGCUCACAAUUUCAAACUCAAAUCUCACUGGAAAAAUCCCGAAAGAGAUUGGUCAGUUUCCCUCUCUUGAAUUCGUCGACCUCAGCGACAACAACCUUGAAGGAACCAUCCCAAAAGAGAUUGGAAACCUCUUCAAACUUGAUACACUUCUUUUGGGGUCUAAUUUCCUCGAAGGUUCGAUCCCCAUUGAACUCUGCAACUUAUCAGAGCUUCGAAUACUUAGCCUCGUUGAUAAUAAUCUCAGUGGUCAUAUUCCUCAAGAGAUUGGUAAGCUUUCGAAGCUUGAAAUCAUCCGAAUUGGUGGGAAUUCAAACGUUUCUGGUGAGAUUCCUGAGCAAAUUUCAGAGUGCAAGAAUUUAACUUUUUUGGGUCUUGCUAACACUGCAAUUUCAGGCAAGAUUCCAUCAGGUAUUGGGCUUUUAACAAAGCUCAAGACCAUCUCAAUUUACACCGCCAUGAUUUCAGGUGAGAUUCCACCUCAAAUUGGAAAUUGUAGUGAGCUAACGAACCUUUAUUUGUACUCAAACCAACUUUCAGGUGAGAUUCCAGUUGAAUUGGGUAAUUUGAAGGGGCUUGAAAGAAUUCUUCUAUGGCAGAAUAACCUCUCUGGAAAAGUUCCACCCAUUAUAGGAAAGUGCACAAAUUUGAUGGUCAUGGACCUCUCUCUUAACCAGCUUUCAGGCGAGAUUCCUGCGAGUUUUGGUAAUUUAAGGCAUCUAAAUGAGCUGCUUCUCUCUGAUAACAACUUUUCUGGUGAGAUUCCAGCGAGUUUGGGUGAACUUUCAGGCCUAUCUCAGCUUGAGUUAGACAAUAACCAACUUUCUGGUGAGAUUCCGGCGAGUUUGGGCAAGUUGGGUAAUCUCACUCAGUUUUUUGCUUGGCAAAAUAGGCUUCAAGGAAAAAUCCCAGUGAGUUUAGGAGACUGUAAAAGCCUUGAAGCAUUGGAUUUAUCAAGGAAUUCUCUCUAUGGAACUAUCCCGGCAUCCAUUUUCAGGUUAGAAAAUCUCACUAAGUUGCUUCUUCUCUCAAAUGAACUGUCAGGUGGGUUAUCACCGGGGAUUGGACAGAGCUCGAAUUUGAUUAGAAUUCGAUUGGGUUUUAAUAGAUUAACCGGUGAAAUUCCUAAAGAAAUUGGUUCAUUGGAAAAAUUGAAUUUCCUUGAGCUAUCGGAAAAUCAGUUUUCAGGUGAAAUUCCAGCUGAAAUUGGGAACUGUUAUGAGCUAGAGAUGCUUGACCUCCAUGGAAACAAGUUCAAAGGUACAAUUCCUCUCUCUUUAGGUUCUCUCUUAGGUCUCCAUGUAUUAGACCUCUCUAUGAAUAGACUCACAGGUUCUCUUCCUGAUGCCAUUGGAAAGCUGGUUUCUUUGAAUAAGCUUAUGUUAAAUGGGAAUUAUCUCUCUGGUUCGAUACCAAAAUCGAUAGGAUCAUGCACAAAUUUACAGUUACUAGACAUGAGCAGAAAUCGGUUCUCUGGUUCUAUCCCUUCAGAGAUUGGUAAGUUGCAGGGGCUAGACAUCUCUCUGAAUUUGAGUUGGAAUUAUCUCUCUGGUUUUAUACCUGAACAGCUAUCUGCCCUCUCUAAACUUGCAAUCUUAGACCUCUCUCGGAAUACCUUAUCCGGGAGUUUGACUUUAUUGGGUAGCCUCGAAAACCUGGUUUCUCUGAAUGUUUCUUACAAUAAUUUCUCUGGUUAUCUCCCUGAUAACAAGUUUUUUAGAGAGAUGCCUCUCUCUGUUCUAGAGGGGAACAAAGGCCUCUGUUAUGGCAAGGAUUUGUGCUAUCUUAGCGAUAGAGAGACCCGAAACUCUGAAAAGAACAGAAAGAGCCUUAAAUCCUUAAUGGGUUUGCUCUUUGGUCUAACUGCAGCCUUGCUGAUAUUGGGUUCAGUGCUUUUGAUUCGAGCUCGUAAGAUGCAAGAUGAAGAUUUCGAGAAUGGGCAUGAAAGAGAAAAGGCAUGGCAAUGGCAAUUCACACCAUUUCAAAAGCUAAACUUCUCUCUAGAAGAUGUUCUCAAGAGGUUGGUUGAUAUCAAUAUAAUUGGAAAAGGAUGCUCUGGUGCAGUUUACAGAGUUGAGACCCGAAAUGGGCAAGUUAUUGCAGUGAAGAAGUUGUGGAAUUCAAAGAAUGAUGAGAGAGAAAGAGAUUCAUUCUCUGCUGAAGUGAAGACCUUGGGUUCCAUUAGACAUAGAAACAUAGUUAGGCUUUUGGGGUGUUGCACAAAUAGGAACAAGAGGCUAUUGAUUUAUGAUUACAUGAUAAAUGGGAGCUUGGGGUGUUUGCUUCAUGAGAAGAAAGAGUUUUUGGAUUGGAAUGUAAGGUAUAAUAUAAUUCUUGGAGCGGCGCAGGGGCUUGCUUAUCUCCACCAUGACUGUUCUCCCCCUAUUGUUCAUCGAGAUAUAAAGGCAAACAAUAUACUGAUAGGGCCUGAUUUUGAGGCAUGUCUUGGAGAUUUUGGACUCGCAAAGCUUGUGGAAUCGACUGAAUUCACGAAGUCCUCACACACAGUGGCUGGUUCUUAUGGCUAUAUUGCCCCUGAGUACGGAUAUAGAAUGAAGAUCACAGAGAAGAGUGACGUGUACAGCUUUGGAGUGGUGCUCUUAGAGGUCUUAACAGGGAAGCAGCCAACUGAUCCAUCAAUACCUGAAGGCAUGCACAUAGUGAACUGGGUCCGGAAAAGGCUUCAACAAAGCCACAGGGGUGGGGCUCUCAAUCUCUUAGAAGAAAGGCUUCGAGGUUGGCCACAAGUUCAACUCCAAGAGAUGGUUCAAGCGCUUGGGGUGGCCCUACUUUGUGUAAACUCGAUCCCUGAAGAAAGGCCCUCGAUGAAAGAUGUAGUAAUGUUGCUUAAAGAGAUACGGCACGAGGCCGAGGAUUAUGCCAAGGGAGAUCCAUUGGCUAAAGGAUCGAUGGCUAGUAUGCCUUCGGCCCAUUGUAUUAGCUUCUCGAGAUCAUCUGGGCUGCUCAUUGAAUCAUCAUCCUCUAUACUAUACUCUAAUAGCAGUGGUGGGAUUUCUUUCCAAUGAGCUUAGUUCUUGAUUGUAUAUGUUACACAGAUGAAGUUCGGUUAGUUGGAUGGUUUAGAUUGAUCUACAAGGUUUUAAAGGAUUGUGGGGCUUUUUUUUCUCCCUUCACUUUUUGUGUAUGUAUUAAUGGAUGAAGUUGAUGUUGCUGAAGAGGUUCAAGAUUGAUGAAGAAUGUAUUGUGCCUCUCAGAGAGGUAUUUAUGAAAAGAAUGACACAUUUUUUGA